Molecule: messenger RNA, 668 nt
Organism: Dictyostelium purpureum
Lineage: Eukaryota; Evosea; Eumycetozoa; Dictyosteliales; Dictyosteliaceae
Exons: 3
Coding region: 45-569 (174 amino acids)
Biological process (GO): Arp2/3 complex-mediated actin nucleation; regulation of actin filament polymerization
Cellular component (GO): Arp2/3 protein complex; cytoskeleton
Molecular function (GO): actin filament binding
Source: RefSeq, a predicted model, not a curated record
UUUCUUUUUUUCAUAUAUUUGUAUAUUAAAUUUUAAUAAAAAAAAUGGUUUAUCACUCAAACUUCAACGAUGAAUCAGCUCAAUACCGUUUAGUUGGUAACAUUCCAAUUUUACCAUUAAAAACCAACCAUAAAGGUCCAGCUCCAAAAGCAGAUGCCAACUCUGGUGAUAUUAUUGAUGAAGCUCUUGAUUUAUUCAAAGCCAACAUUUUAUUCCGUAAUUUUGAAGUCCAAGGUAAUGGUGAUCGUGUUUUAAUUUACCUUACUCUUUACAUUACCAAAUGUCUCUUAAAGAUUGCCAAUAUGAGCAAAGCUGAUGCCGAUAAAGCUCUCUUUUUAUUAGCUCAAGAACAAUUCUCAAUUCCAGGUGAAGCUUCAUUCCCACUUGGUGGUUUAGUUAAUGUUCCAAAUACUCGUGAUGCUCAAGAUACUUUACGUCAAUAUUUCACCCAAUUAAGAAUCGAAAUUGGUGUUCGUCUUACCCAACGUGUUUAUGCUGUUGAUCCAGCUAGACCAAACAAAUGGUGGAUGUGUUUCUCAAAGAGAAAGUUCUUAAACAAAGCUCUUUAAACAAUAACAAUCAAAACAAAACCAUUAUUCUAAUUUAUUUAUAAAAAAAAUAAAACCCUCAAAAAAAUACUGUUAAAUUAUUAUAUAAAAUAAAAAACU